AUGGCUUUAAAACCCAUAUCUGCGUUCCCAUGGGUAUUGAAGGAGAGUACGUUCAUUUUCCGUUCCGGCCACUUCCUGAGCGCCGAUGAAACUCGAUCAAGCCGCGGGCGAGAUAGCAAUAGAGGGGCCAGGUGUGCCGCCUCAUGCGGAACUUCCUAUUCGCAAAUCAUUCCAACUGGGUCUCGAUUUAAAGCUAUUCUUUUAGGAAAUAAAUGGAAAAUUGCACUUAUUUUGAUUUAUCGCUUACAUUCCUCUUGUUCUAAAGCAGAAUAUGCGAUGGUCACCUUCUGGAGUAAAGGGAGCGCACACAUCACGUUGCGGAUAUACCUUUGUGUACCACCGGCAGGACUGCCGCGAGCUCGGGCAUAUCGCGUGACUGUUCAUUUCAUUGGAAACAAAGAUAACAUCGAAAUCGAUGAUCAACCUAAUAAUAUUGAAAUUAAUAACAUAUCCGAGAAUAGUUCAGGUACUAUCAGUACAGAACAUACCCUGACUGCACAUUCUGAUACUCUGUCGGACAACUCUGAUACCAUGUCUGUACACUCUGAUCCAUUAAAUAUAGUAAUACAAGCUGAUGUUCAUAGAACUAAUGACAAU
Messenger RNA from Brenthis ino (lesser marbled fritillary), 597 nucleotides. The record is from the annotation of a GenBank genome assembly. NCBI's taxonomy places the organism in Eukaryota, Metazoa, Arthropoda, Insecta, Lepidoptera, Nymphalidae.